Messenger RNA from Dracunculus medinensis (Guinea worm), 243 nucleotides. Lineage: Eukaryota; Metazoa; Nematoda; Chromadorea; Rhabditida; Dracunculidae. The record is from the annotation of a GenBank genome assembly.
AUGGGCAAAAUCACUGAAACAGACAUAAUCUUAACGUUAAUCAAAGGCUUCGAGGAAGUUAUUGGUUCUCAUAGUUCUGACCAGAUCAUAAGCUGUUUGGCGGCACUUGCACCAGUAUCUCGUUUUGAAAUUGCAGCUGUUUUUCUCGAUAUUCGGCGUAACGAAGAAUUACGACAGUUAGUACCUCUUGAUAAUAAGAAUCAGGAGCAAGCUGGACUUAUUUAUAAAAUCUAUGAUCUAUAG